UUUGUUCAGUGGCCGUCCAACACGUUAACAUGUGUGUUAUUGAACAUGUCGCCAGUCGUGUUACUCCUUUAUGCUGCCUCAUUUUCAUGUAAAAAAAAUAAAAUAAAUAUAUGUCGUCCGUAAGAAAAGUAGCCACGAGCGGUUGCAGAAUGUCUUAGUGUUUCUGAACGCACCCCCGAUACUGAUGAAGGGGGGAUAAUGGCAGCACAGGAGCCGUCUCCUCCAUCUUCCCUGGAAGGGAACAAGCCUGGCUUCCCCAAGAACAUUCUGGCCAACCACCUGGAGGACAAACAUUUGUGCAACUCCUGCCUGAAAGUCCUGAGGAGGCCAUUGCAGGCGCAGUGUGGCCACCGCUUCUGUUGCUUCUGCUUCCAUCAGCUCGUCAGUUCUGGACCGGAAAAAUGCAAUGCUUGCAUCAAAGAAGAUUUAUUUGAAGAACCCACCUCCAUUCUCACGCCCGGUGGUGCUUUUGCAGACAACGCAGCACGGAGGGAAGUGGAGGCCUUGCCAGCCGUCUGUCCCAACGAAGGGUGCACGUGGACCGGGACCAUCAAGGACUUUGAGGCCAGCCAUGAGGGGCUUUGUGACUUCGCCAUCAUCCUGUGUCCUUCCUGCAAAGAGUUGAUGCGAGCCAACGAGCAGGAACGCCACGACCAGCGAGAAUGUCCGGAGAGGACGCUCAACUGCAAAUAUUGUAAAGAAAGCUUCCUUCUGAAGGACAUCAAGGCUCACGAUGAGAUUUGCCCAAAGUACCAGAUGAUGUGUGAAGGCUGCGCCAAGAAGAAGAUCCCCAGAGAAAAGGUGGAGAAGGAGAAGAUCCCCGACCACGAGCGCCAGUGUUCCUACGAGCACCUCAACCUGCUCCUGCACUUCAUCAUGGGCAUCAAGGUGAGCCUGGAGAGCCUGCAGCCUCACAGCCUGGAGGUGGCCGGCCACAAGCUGCAGGAACUCCACCAGUCCCUGAGAGACUUGGAGCUCAGGAUGAGUCAGCUGGGCGGGGGAGGCGCCUCGGCCUCGACGCAGGACGGGAAGGUGGCCGAGCUGAGCCGGCGUUGCCAGGAGCUGGAGCUGAAAGUCAACACCUUCGAGAACAUCGUCUGCGUGCUCAACCGGGAGAUGGAGCGCUCCUGCAGCACCAUGGAGGCCUCCAACCGCCAGCACAGACUGGACCAGGACAAGAUUGAAAUCCUCAGUAACAAGGUCCGUCAGCUGGAAAGAACCGUGAGUCUGAGGGACUUGUCCAUCGUGGAGAUGGAGGGCAAGAUGAAGGAGAUGUCGGCCGCCACGUACGACGGCAUCUUUGUGUGGAAGAUCUCCGACUUCGCCAAGAAGCGGCAGGACGCCGUAGCCGGCCGAGCUCCCGCCAUGUUCUCCCCAGCCUUUUAUAGCAGCAAAUACGGCUACAAGAUGUGCUUGCGCAUCUACCUGAACGGAGACGGUACGGGACGAGGCAGCCACUUGUCCCUGUUCUUUGUGGUGAUGAGAGGACACAGCGACGCGCUCCUCAAGUGGCCUUUUCAUCAGAAGGUCACCUUAAUGCUGCUGGACCAGAACAACAGGGAACACAUCAUAGACGCCUUCCGGCCCGACGUCUCUUCCUCGUCCUUCCAGAGGCCGGUCAGCGACAUGAACAUCGCCAGCGGCUGCCCGCUCUUCUGUCCGCUCUCCAAGCUGGAGUCCAAGAACUCUUACAUCCGCGAUGACACCAUCUUCAUCAAGGCCAUCGUAGACCUGACUGGGCUCUAGGUUUGACUCCACAUCUGUUCAUAAUUGACCCGAUCAAGAGUCAUGGUGUUUGCUUCUGGACCUUACUUGAAUUCCAUGAAUUCCCAGUGCAGCACUUGGCAAGGUGUGUGCGUGUUUGUAUGAGAGUACUUUUAGUCAAGCUAAUUUGCCAAAAUUAAACAGAUAAAUACCGUAUUUUCCGGACUAUAGCCACGCCCAGUAAAUUUGAGAAAAAAAUGCAAUCUAUAUAUUUGUCGUACCAGACUAUAAGUCGCAUAUACAUACCUUGUGAAUUGAGUUAUUUACACAGAAAUAUUCUGUAAAUGUUUAUUUAAAUACCUUAAUUGUUUCCAAACAGUGUCUGUAACAGGGCAGUAAAACGGCUCAUCAAACAAAACAGAAGUCAUGGACCCACUAGCUGCCCAGGGCGAGCUCUCCAAUAAGCUAAACAGACUCGAUAACUCCACAGUGACGUUUUGGUGACUUUACUGAGGAAUUUGUGAUACCGAAACACUACAAAAAGAAUGCCAUUGUGUGUUAAUAAUACUAACACGGACACUCGUAAAUGUGUUAGCGUAUUAGCUAAUGCUAAUGACGAUAGCAGGUACAAAUAAACAUGAAAAGACUCCUACAGACAUCACACAUGGCACGGUUUAGUCAUAAUUGUUGUAGUUAUAUUGUAAAACCUACAACCAUGCUUGGAUCGAUGAUUGGAGAAUUCAUCUGAGUAGAGGAAAAAAAGCACUUUCAAUGAAUGGAAGGACACCGCAGCACCUGCAGUGAGCGAAUUCAUCCACAAGAUGCCGCCAUUGCACAAACAAUAAACCACGGUGUGUUUUUGCUUGUUUCUUUUAUCAAACAAUUAUUCUUAUUAUUGCCGUCAGCGUAGAAAAAUCAAUACAUUUUACGCCGCAGGGGUCAAAGUGUUGGAAAAAAAGUUGCGGCGUGUAGUCCGUAAUUUACGGUAUUAAUCCUGUCGACUUUAUCUCAGCGUUUGUGUGCUUCAUUUGGGAUCCAAAGUCGUUUUUAGCCUUCGUACGUACUUGUUUGUGUUUACGUUUAUAUUUCACCUUAAUAAUUGCUUAUCUUACUUUAUUUUUUGACAUAUUUAUUAACAACACAUGGGAUUUAAGAAGAGUUUUUUGACUGUAAAAUAUCUAACUAAAUGUGAACUUUAUCGGCUGAAAUGCAAAUAUAAUAAGUGUUGUUAUUAGUUGAAUGGGCCCUCACACUUAAUCACAACUCUGAAAUCCAAUCGGGUCGGCGCACGGCAACAUGUCCUUCUCAAUGCCCCGACCUACCAUCAAACGAUUCCAGAAGAUCAGGGUAUGUGGAAGGAAGUUGUAGUUAUAUUGUAAAACUUAUCAUUUUCCACCACCAGGGGCGUUACUGGUGUCGAUACGGUGACAUGAUCAGUUACCCCACCUUAAAGCCUCAAAUCGGUUGGAAAGUAGAGCUGACCAUUGCAAGUCAAGUCACGACAGAUUGACGGUUGAUGGCGAGGAGCCAAGAACAGGUAUGAACGGGUACUGACCCAUCCAGUUUUCGAGGCGACAUCUUUAUUUCAACCAAUUCUGAUCGAGAUCGCAGUUUUUGGAGCCCAGUUAGAAACGUUUGGACGUUUUGUGGCGAGCCAUCGGAUCAUGUUUGUGAUCCACAUGUUACGGCGUAGGAAAAAAUUCCUUUAAGGUUUACUAUCUGUCAUUUUAUUUGCGGAUCAUUUGGUUAAAUUUCCUGGGACGAGUUCAUUAAAGUACCACCCCUGUUUUCGGCCUAAAAAUGGCCGACAGACACCAAGAUGGCCGACUUCCUGAUUGUAUUUUUAAAUACGGGUGUGGAGGGGGGCGUGGCCUGCGGGCCUGUAGCGAAGCGGGUGUGCCAGGGCAGGCCUCGAAGUCAGCGACAGUUGCGUAGAUGGCCCAGGUGGGCCUUGUCAUCUGAACAUCUGUCGUUCUGUUUAAGUAGCAGCCGGGAGAUGACUUGUUGUUGUAGCUGGGGUGAGAGGGUGAGAGAGAGACACUUUAUGCUGAAAAGCAAAAUGAUGAAAAAUAGCCCAGUGUUGUAUCCUGAAACCCUGGCUCUCGUGUCCAUGCUUGGGUGGGCGCCAAAUUGUGGAGGUUGCCCUCCGGACCACCAAGCUUGGGCCGACAAAAAUCAGCGACAGUUGCGUAGAUGGUCCAGGUGGGCCUUG
Molecule: messenger RNA, 3916 nt
Organism: Nerophis ophidion (straightnose pipefish)
Lineage: Eukaryota; Metazoa; Chordata; Actinopteri; Syngnathiformes; Syngnathidae
Product: TNF receptor-associated factor 2-like
Exons: 9
Coding region: 199-1746 (515 amino acids)
Biological process (GO): regulation of apoptotic process; positive regulation of canonical NF-kappaB signal transduction; tumor necrosis factor-mediated signaling pathway
Cellular component (GO): cytoplasmic side of plasma membrane; plasma membrane signaling receptor complex
Molecular function (GO): zinc ion binding; tumor necrosis factor receptor binding; ubiquitin-protein transferase activity
Source: RefSeq, a predicted model, not a curated record